AUGACGGAGUGGCUGACGCUUGCUUGCCUGCAGGUGACAUACGCCCUGUGCUGGACACUUAGCGUGGUGACUGCUCUGACGGUGGUGUACUCGGUGUUCGACUGGAACAACCGGGGUUCAUACGUUUUAGCCUGGGCGUCCACGUACGCCGCCCUUCACCGGCUUGCUUGGGGGCUGGCCGUCUGCUGGGUCGUGUUCGUCUGCGCCACUGGACAAGCCGCGCUUGUGAACCGCCUGCUCUCGCUGGACCUGUUCGUUCCCCUGAGUCGACUCACGUAUUGCGGAUAUCUCGCCCAAAUGCUAAUAAUCUCCACCAGGCUGGUCACGCAGAGGCAUUCGGUGUACUACACACACUGGCUCUUGGUUCGAGACUACUUGGGCCACACGGUGCUCAUCUACAUGUUCGCGUACCUGAUGUACCUGUUGUGCGAGUGCCCCACAGUCAAGCUUAGCAAGAUGGCCCUCAACGCGCUCACGCUUGCCGUCAGCAGAGGCACAAGCAAGGAUUCGAAGAGCUCGGCCACACAAAACUGCUGCCGCCUCUAGCGUGCACUGCGCACAUCCCACAGCGUUUCACUCGGUUUUUGGUUAGCAUUAUAGGUCUCACAUCGCUCCAGUCGAUUCCUCCGUAUUGCGUUUGUUUUCAGUGUUCGGUUUAGGUUUAUCCGCAGUUAAAGUCUGCGCGCACCAUUUACAGCACGCAGCAAUUGUGCGACCUUGCUCUUUGUUGAAAAUAAUUCCUUAAUGCUCAUAAGGCGCGUUCUGCGAGGUUAUUUAGCGAACGAGUGAAACAGUCGUUUCAGAACUGUUUAGCAGGUAUAUCAUUAUUUGUUGGAGCGAACGGGUAAAACAGUAACAUUAGAAAUGUUGAACGUGUAUGUUAUUAUUGUUUCUUCUUUAUUUAUGGAGAGCUGGUUGAACGUGUCGCACAUAUGCCAAACCAGCUUUCCUUAUUCCCGCUUCACCUUUAUUUUUUUUUUCCAACUUCACGCGUGAGUUCUCAAAGUGUAAUAAUCUCUUUAUCAGCAGCCUCUUGCACGGAAUGAAUUAUCUAAGCACCACGAUUUAUCUAUUCCUUUGCCGACAUGAUAUACACAUCUUAACUUUCACGCAGUCUCCCACCUCUCGUUUUGUUUUGUUGCACAUGUGAGAGCUUUCUUCCUCUGUAGCGCAGAACUGAAUUGCACUGAAUUUCUUUCCGUUCAAAGAGAGAGGAAACCGAGACUGAAGGUGGACAGGCCUGACGAGGUCCCACGGCUCCCUUACAAAACAGCCGACAUGGUGGCAGUUGUUCCCCAGAGUAUAAAACUUGCAGAGCACAACUCAUACCAGGGUACAUCAAGAGAUGAAUACAGAAAAAUACAUUUUUACCGCAUAUUGCAAUCAGUACAAUGAACUUGAUAAAGGAUCACUUACAGUAUAAGUAACAUGAAAUGCAAGAGUAUACAACAAAAUGUGAGGAUUUAUAAAAAUCGUAGGUGGCAAGCAUAAGAACGAAAAAAAAAAAAAAACUGCUGACAAGAGUAUAUCCAUAACAGUGAAAUACAAAGAUGUAACCUG
This is a messenger RNA of Dermacentor silvarum, 1560 nucleotides long. RefSeq names its product nose resistant to fluoxetine protein 6-like. NCBI's taxonomy places the organism in Eukaryota, Metazoa, Arthropoda, Arachnida, Ixodida, Ixodidae. The transcript is spliced from 4 exons. Bases 1 to 546 code for a protein of 181 amino acids. The record is from RefSeq and is a predicted model, not a curated record.